AUGCCGUCCGCCUCCGGCCUCUUCUUGCUUGCCAUUGUGACGCAAACCGCAGCGCAGGGAAAACCUGAUAUCCUUUACCAGGUUACCGCUGACUAUCCAGCCGGUUGUUAUGGAGGCCCUGGUCCAGGGGAGGGAAGCAAUAUUGCCGAUCUUCAAGCGCCUUGCUGCAUUUACAACGUGAAGGGAUACACAAUCGGCCCAAGGGAAGCUCGGAUUCAUAGAGAAACUGCUGGUAUCAUACUCAACACCAACAGGGAAGGAUUAUCUGGCACCAUGCAAAUAAAUGUCACUUUGAUGUUUAACCUCUCCCUGCUCCAUCCCAAGUUUCUUGGUGUCGAAGUGGAGACGUAUGGAUUGGCUCACCUGAGUAUCGGUGAUGAAACCCGAAAAUUCUACUUGUCCAUAGGCGAACUCAACGUGAAGCGCUCCUAUGGCACUGGAAUGAUGGUCUACGCUCCGAUUAAUGAGGCUGGUUUUAUCCCUAACAAGGGGAGUGUUGUCCAUAUUUGGGGGUUAGAUUCUCUAAAAGGUAUGGCCACCUCAUCCGGGCUGUUUUUAACUGCUACCCACAAACCCGCCACCAAUGCAGAAGCUGUCGAUUUCUUUUCAACAACAGACCUUUACGUGGAGGAGAGGAAAGAUGGUUGGGACUACAAGUUGGAAUACUUCUUUGAUGAUUUGACUCAUAAAAUCAAAGAUUACGACAAAUAUGCUAUCCGCGGCUAUUUGCUGGACAAUGUUGUAGUGUGA
Messenger RNA from Perkinsus marinus ATCC 50983, 750 nucleotides. RefSeq lists its product as hypothetical. The transcript has a single exon. The record is from RefSeq and is a predicted model, not a curated record. Bases 1 to 750 code for a protein of 249 amino acids. Lineage: Eukaryota; Perkinsozoa; Perkinsida; Perkinsidae.